This is a messenger RNA of Microbotryum saponariae, 1166 nucleotides long. NCBI's taxonomy places the organism in Eukaryota, Fungi, Basidiomycota, Microbotryomycetes, Microbotryales, Microbotryaceae. The record is from the annotation of a GenBank genome assembly.
AUGGUUCGCAACGCCGGCAAGUUCGGCAAGGCUAAGCGCGGAGGAGGAAGACAGUACGUGGCUCCUCCCCCCUUCAUCCUUCUCAGGCGGGGAGUAAAUGGGCAACUUGCUCGAUCUCCGCCCACCCAGAGUGCAGAAGUGCCUGGCAAAGAUUGAUCGAGCCCACUUUGUCUUCCUCCUCCCGUCUACCUACCUCAGCUUCUCGCGCGAUCUCUCUCGCUUGGACGCCGAUGGGAACUCUCAACAACUGGAAGGCUCGAACGACUCGGAUGAAUCCAGCAGCGAGGGAGAGUCCUCGUCCGAUGAAGAAGAAAUGCCCGCAACCCGCGUAGGUGAACUCCCACCCACUGCCGAAUCAGACGAAGACGAGCCCGAGGACGAAGGGCUCGUACGCAACCUCAACUCGACCCGGCUCACAACCCCGAGUUCGUUCUCGGGAUCGGCACCAUCGAACGCCUCGACCGACUUGCCUCGCCGAGGGCAUGUCAAGACAGCCGAUCAAGUCGCACAAGCGAGAAAGGACAAGAAGGCUGCCAAGAGUGGAGGGCAGGCCGCGACGAGAGCGCUGGGCAGCGAGAGCGACGACGACGACGACGACGACGACGACGACGAUGCGCUCGACAUGAUGAACGCCAACCAGAAACCCAACAAAGGGAUCAAGCUCGGCGACUUGGGUGCUCCCAAGGAGAUGUCGAGGCGCGAAAGGUUUGUCGACGUCGCAUGUUCCUCGCUCGGCAACUAGGAGUCACACUUACAAGCUUUUAAAUUGUGCCCACCUUCAAGGGAACAAGCCGACAAGAAGGCAGCGGCCGAACGCUAUGCCAAACUGCACGCCGCUGGAAAAGUGAGUCCCCAGUCAUUUAAAAAGCUUGGUGCUCCAAUCAGUCUAUCUUGUUCGUUCUUGCUCAAAAUUGUCGACGCUGUUUCGAUUGAUCAUUCAGACCGAUGCCGCUCGCGCCGAUCUCGCUCGACUGGCCGAGAUCCGAAAACAACGAGAACAGGCGGCAGCCCGUCGCAAGGCCGAAACCGAUGGUGAGGUGGCGUGCGUGCAUGGCAAACGCGAACCGAAUCUUGCUUGGACUGAUUAGCCAUACAUUCCCUCAGCCUCGGAAGCUUCGCGCCAGGCCGCGAUGGAGAAGAGUGGUCGCAAGACGGCCAAGAAGUAA